CCGUUACGUCAUCAUUGAAGAAAACAAACAAAAAUAUCAUAAAAAAUCGCCGUUAUAACUUUUUUUCCUUCACAAAUUUUCAUUUUCACCACCCAAAUUUAAACUUUUUUAAGGAAAGAGAAUAAAAAGAAAAAUCUCUACGCGUGUAUAUAUAGAAUUAUAGACAUAUAUAAGUUUAUUCGUUGGUAAUGUUUCUAGGGAUGAUCGACAUGCAACGAUGAAAUCAUCGUCAUCGAUUUUUCGUGAAACUUCAGAGAAAAAAUCAGAGAGAUGGAUGAUGAUGAACAUUGGAAGAUUUUCUCCAUUUUUCUUGUCUUCCUUUUGUAUAACUCUUUUCUUCACCGGUUUCUUUGUUUAUCAGAAUCCUUUUAAAUCCAUCGCUGAUCAAAAUGUUCUUUCUUUCCAACCUCAAAUCGAUCCUGAGUGUGAUUUGUUCAAGGGACAUUGGGUUCCAGACAAAAGAGGAUCUUUAUACACAAACUCGAGCUGUGCUACGAUUCCCGACUCGAAGAACUGCAUAAAACAAGGGAGACCCGACAAAGAUUUCUUGUUCUGGAGAUGGAAACCCGAUGGUUGCGAUCUUCCGAGGUUUAAUCCAAAGGCGUUUCUCAGUAUGGUUCGAGGGAAGAAGAUGAAUUUUAUUGGUGAUUCUGUGGCUAGGAACCAUAUGGAAUCUCUUCUUUGCUUGUUGUCAAUGGAAGAAACUCCUAAGGACAUCUACAAGGAUGGAGAAGAUAGAAACAGGAUUUGGUACUUUCCGAAGCACGAUUUUACUCUCUCGACCUCGUGGACUAAGUUUCUUGUGGAGGAACGAGAGAGAAGAGAUAGUAACAAUACAGGUACUGGAUUGUUUGAUCUAGAUAUCGGCAAGAUCGAUGAAGGGUGGUUUAAUGGUCUACCGAAUACAGACAUUGCUAUUGUCUCGGCUGCUCAUUGGUUCUUCAGACCUAUAUUUAUACAUAGAGGAGAUGAGACACUGGGUUGCAUUUACUGUAACUUACCAAACAUGACUCAGAUUAGCCCGGAAGAAGGGUUUAAGCUUGUUUACUCAGCUGUCCUUAGGCAAAUCAAUGAGUGUGAGAUGUGUAAGAAAGAUUUAGUGACGGUACUGAGGACUAUUUCACCUGCGCAUUUCGAGAAUGGGACUUGGGACACCGGAGGAACUUGCAGCAGGACGAGUCCUUUCGGAGAAAACAAAAUUGACCUGCAGAGCAAUGAGAUGAAGAUCAGGAAAUCUCAGAUUGAACAGCUUGAAGGUAUAACAAAACGAGGCAACAAAGCAAAGAAGUUUGCGGUAUUGGAUGUGACAAGGGUUAUGCAGAUGAGACCUGAUGGGCAUCCCAAUGGUUACUGGGGAAAUAAAUGGAUGAAAGGUUAUAAUGAUUGCGUGCAUUGGUGUUUGCCCGGGCCAAUCGAUGCGUGGAACGACUUUUUAAUGGCGAUAAUUAGACAGUUAAGAUGAUAUGAUUUGUGGAUAUAAACAUUCUUUUACCUUUCUUCUUUUCAAGCAUAUUACUGAUAUGAUUCUUUUAUCAAUGAUACACAAUUCAUCAAUAGAAUACAAAACUUUCGUUUACCUC
Messenger RNA from Arabidopsis thaliana (thale cress), 1580 nucleotides. It is a transcript of the gene TBL22, whose product is annotated as TRICHOME BIREFRINGENCE-LIKE 22. Gene Ontology annotation, molecular function: O-acetyltransferase activity; transferase activity. The record is from RefSeq and is marked reviewed. The transcript is spliced from 3 exons. NCBI's taxonomy places the organism in Eukaryota, Viridiplantae, Streptophyta, Magnoliopsida, Brassicales, Brassicaceae. Gene Ontology annotation, cellular component: membrane. The coding region runs from base 218 to 1462 and encodes 414 amino acids.